Balaenoptera ricei (Rice's whale) is the source of this 2139-nucleotide messenger RNA. It is a transcript of the gene LPO, whose product is annotated as lactoperoxidase. The transcript is spliced from 12 exons. Bases 1 to 2139 code for a protein of 712 amino acids. NCBI's taxonomy places the organism in Eukaryota, Metazoa, Chordata, Mammalia, Artiodactyla, Balaenopteridae. Gene Ontology annotation, biological process: response to oxidative stress. Gene Ontology annotation, molecular function: thiocyanate peroxidase activity; heme binding. The record is from RefSeq and is a predicted model, not a curated record.
AUGAGGGUCCUUUUCCAUCUCCCAGUCCUUUUGGCUUCCCUGAGCUUGUUCCAGGUUGCAGAAUCUGACACAAAUGAGCAGGCCACCCGCACCUUCACCAUCUCUGAUGCUGUGAGUCAGGUCAAGAUCCAGGUCAACAAGGCCUUCCUGGAUUCCCGGACCAGGCUGAAGACGGCCAUGAGCUCUGAGGCGCCCACCACCCGACAGCUCUCCGAAUACCUCAAGCACGCCAAGGGCUGGACCCGCAUGGCCAUCCGCAACGGGCAGGUGUGGGAGGAGUCCUUAAAGAGACUGAGGCACAAAGCGACCCUGACCAAUGUCACAGACCCUAGCCUGGACUUGACUGCACUCUCUCAGGAGGUGGGCUGUGGCGUCCCAGUUCCUUUGGUGAAAUGUGAUGAGAACAGCCCUUACCGCACCAUCACGGGAGACUGUAAUAACAGGAGGAACCCCGCGCUGGGCGCGUCCAACAGGGCGCUGGCGCGCUGGCUGCCGGCGGAGUACGAGGACGGGCUCUCCCUGCCCUUCGGCUGGACGCCGAGGAAGACGCGGAACGGCUUCCCUCUCCCGCUGGCCCGCGAGGUAUCCAACAAGAUUGUAGGCUACCUAAAUGAAGAGGGUGCUCUGGACCAAAACAGGUCCCUGCUCUUCAUGCAGUGGGGUCAAAUUGUGGACCACGACCUGGAUUUUGCCCCCGACACGGAACUGGGGAGCAGCGAGUACUCCAAAGUGCAGUGUGAUGAACACUGUAUCCAGGGAGACAACUGUUUCCCCAUCAUGUUCCCGUGCAACGACCCCAAGGUGAAGACUCAAGGGAAAUGCAUGCCUUUCUUCCGAGCUGGGUUUGUCUGCCCCACUCCACCUUACCAGUCAUUGGCCCGAGAGCAGAUCAAUGCUCUGACCUCCUUCCUGGAUGCCAGUUUAGUGUACAGCCCUGAGCCCAGCCUGGCCGGCCGCCUCCGGGAUCUCAGCAGCCCACUGGGCCUCAUGGCCAUCAACCAGGAGGCCCAGGACCACGGGCUGGCCUACCCGCCCUUUGACAACAAGAAGCCGAGCCCCUGUGAGUUCAUCAACACCACUGCCUGUGUGCCCUGCUUCCUGACAGGAGAUCCACGAGCCUCGGAGCAGAUCCUGCUGGCCGUUUCCCACACCCUCCUUCUCCGAGAGCACAACCGGCUGGCCAGAGAACUAAAGAGACUCAACCCUCAUUGGGAUGGAGAGAAGCUCUACCAGGAAGCCCGGAAGAUCCUAGGAGCCUUCAUACAGAUUAUCACCUUUAGGGACUACCUACCUAUUGUGCUAGGUGAUGAGAUGCAAAAGUGGAUCCCUCCAUACCAAGGCUAUAACAAAUCUGUAGAUCCCCGAAUUUCCAAUGUCUUCACCUUCGCCUUCCGCUUUGGCCACUUGGAGGUCCCCUCCACUGUGUUCCGCCUGGAUGAGAAUUAUCAGCCAUGGGGUCUGGAAGCAGAGCUCCCCCUGCAUACCCUCUUCUUCAACACCUGGAGGAUAGUCAAAGAUGGUGGAAUUGACCCUCUGGUGCGGGGCCUGCUGGCCAAGAAGUCCAAAUCGAUGAAUCAGAAUAAAAUGAUGACGGGCGAGCUGCGCAACAAGCUUUUCCAACCCACUCACACGAUCCACGGCUUUGACCUGGCUGCCAUCAACAUACAGCGUUGCCGGGACCAUGGGAUGCCUGGGUACAACUCCUGGAGAGGCUUCUGUGGCCUCUCACAGCCCCAAACGCUGAAGGAGCUGCACGCCGUGCUGAAGAACAAGGUGCUGGCUGAGAAGUUACUGGUUCUCUACGGGACCCCUGCCAACAUUGACAUCUGGAUAGGGGCCAUCGCUGAGCCCCUGGUAGAAAGGGGCCAGGUGGGGCCUCUCCUGGCCUGCCUCCUGGGAAGGCAGUUCCAGCAGAUCCGUGAUGGAGACAGGUUCUGGUGGGAGAACCCUGGGGUCUUCACUGAGGAGCAGCGGAACUCUCUACAGAAAAUGUCCUUGUCACGCCUUGUCUGUGACAACACCCACAUCACCAAGGUCCCGCUGCACCCCUUCCAAGCCAACAGCUACCCCCACGGCUUUGUGGAUUGCUCAGCCAUCGAUAAGCUGGACCUCUCACCAUGGGCCUCCGAGGAGAAUUAG